UGAAAAAUACAACCGCAUGCGACUCUGCAAACUCUGUUCUUUCCUGUUCUUCAUUCUACUUUUCCAGGUGACAAUAAGGAAAAAUUUGCCGAAAUUAUCCAGCGCUCGCGAGCAGAGAGUAGUCCUCCUGGUUCCUUGUUCCGAUGUUACAGACUUUCUCAUUGGCUCAGAGAACAUUGCAUCCCGCCCUCCUAUUGGCUGAAGGCUAGCAGGAGUCUCUGGACAGAGGGUAGAGAAUUUGAUGUUGCCGCUCUGGCCGCAGUUCUCUCGCAGCGGUCGACCCAACAUGUUCUCUCUUGUCGUUAUCUGCACUUUGGUAGUUGCGUCGUGCGGAGACCCAGGCCCGAUGAUGACCUUCCCCGGGCUGCCGCAGGAGGUCGACUUCGAUAACCUCGGCCACGUGGGCUACGAACCGACCAUCAAGCCCCUGAACCUCUCCUCCGGCUUCGUCUCCGUCGAGCAGAUCCCCUCCAAUCCCUACGGCUACUCGGAAAAGGUGGAGAAGGAGGUGUCCAUCAAGCCUGGCGCGGGAUCCGUCCGAAGCGUCGCCGACUUGUGAUGCAGCGUCGUGCGCGUGUGUGCGAGCCCUUCAUUGUUGAUAUCAGUGUGUUCCUUCGUGCGAAAACUUGUUAUACCAAAAAUCUUUAUUUAUUGAAUAGAUAUGAAAAAAAUAUGA
Molecule: messenger RNA, 676 nt
Organism: Penaeus chinensis
Lineage: Eukaryota; Metazoa; Arthropoda; Malacostraca; Decapoda; Penaeidae
Exons: 3
Coding region: 242-559 (105 amino acids)
Source: RefSeq, a predicted model, not a curated record